AAAUUAGAAAGAAGCUCCUAAAUUCUAUAGGGAUGCAGAAGCAUUAAUUAAUAUGGGUUUAUAAAUGAUAUGUCUAUGAAUGAGUCAAUAUAAAUUAUGCUCAAUUUUUAAUUUUUAUGAGGAAGCUUAAAAAAAAUGGGUAAUUCAAAAUGUGAUUUCCAUUUUGAAUUGAUGUAUGAAACUGGAAAGUAUGUUAAAAAGGAUGUUCAAAAGACUAUAAAAAGAUAUUAAAAAGCUGCUCAAAUGUAAUGUUAAGAAGCUAGAGAUCUACUCAAAUAAAAUAGAUAAUAAUGUUAUAUGAUGAUUCAAUAGCUAAAAUAUUGGUUAAGAUAAAUAUUAAUUUAUUAUAGUUAUUCAUGCUACAAAUAGAAAUGCCAUCAUGAAAGUUAUACCUAUGAUCUAAAAUCCUUUAAUCAUUCAAGAGGGAAAAAAAACUAAUUAAUCAAACAUAGCAUAUAAAUCUUAAUAUUAAGAUAUGGGUUGAGGCAAAAUGAUUAGGAUUCUUGCUACCUAAUGCAACUCAAUAUACUUAUUUUAAAAAUCAUUUUUAAAAACCAGGCCUUUAUCAUUGAUCUCUAUGCAAAUGAUUAUUUUUAUAAAAUUAUGUUAGACUCUUCUUCUCUUUAGAUUAUUAUGUAAAUUUAAAGUAAAUACUUUUAUUCCAAUCAUUAUUAUGAUAAUUUCAAUAAAUUUCUCCUUAUUCUAAACAAAUAUACAGUUCAAAUGUUUCAAAUUAUUGAAUGA
Paramecium sonneborni is the source of this 744-nucleotide messenger RNA. NCBI's taxonomy places the organism in Eukaryota, Ciliophora, Oligohymenophorea, Peniculida, Parameciidae. The record is from the annotation of a GenBank genome assembly.